Bombus pascuorum is the source of this 1977-nucleotide messenger RNA. RefSeq names its product receptor tyrosine-protein kinase erbB-3-like. The transcript has a single exon. Lineage: Eukaryota; Metazoa; Arthropoda; Insecta; Hymenoptera; Apidae. Gene Ontology annotation, biological process: protein phosphorylation. Bases 1 to 1977 code for a protein of 658 amino acids. The record is from RefSeq and is a predicted model, not a curated record. Gene Ontology annotation, molecular function: ATP binding; protein tyrosine kinase activity.
AUGCAACGUCUGGAAGAAGCGGACAAUGAAAGGAAGAAGCGUGCGGCAGAGAUUAAAGCGCUAACAUGUCUGAUUCAGGAUAAAGAUGUGACACUGUCUGAUAUACUGGGUGAUGGUAGUUUUGGUGUAGUGAGACGUGGACAAUGGACUUCUCCUUCUGGUAGGAUAUUACCAGUUGCUGUAAAAGUUCUGAAGGCGGAUGCUCUGACUCAGCCAAAUGUUAUUGAAGAUUUUGUGGCAGAAGUUCAAGCGAUGCAUACAUUGGAUCAUCACAAUCUCAUUAGGUUAUACGGAGUGGUGUUAUCACAACCGAUGAUGAUGGUGACGGAACUAGCCCCUCUGGGAGCCCUGCUCGAUUAUUUGCGAAAACAGUGCAGUCAAAUUUCAGUAUUAACGUUGUGUAACUACGCUUUGCAAGUGGUCACGGGUAUAGCAUACUUAGAAGCGAACCGUUUUCUGCAUCGCGACUUAGCUUGUAGGAACGUUCUUCUAAGUUCAGUGGACAAAGUGAAGAUCGAUGAUUUCGGCCUAAUGCGAGCACUGCCGCAACAAGAAGACUGUUAUGUGAUGACUGAACAUAAAAAAGUGCCGUUUCCUUGGUGUGCUCCAGAAUCUUUAAAAGCGCGUAAAUUCAGUCACGCGUCAGAUGUGUGGAUGUUUGGUGUGACAUUGUGGGAAAUGUUAACGUUUGGUGAAGAGCCGUGGAUAGGUUUAAAAGGAUCAGAGAUUCUUCGAAAAAUAGACAAGGAUGGUGAACGAUUGCACGAACCAGAAGCAACACCACCAGAUAUGUACCAAUUAAUGCUUCGCUGCUGGGCUCGGGAACCUUCAGAACGACCAACCUUCGCUUCUCUAAAAUCUUCUCUCACAGGAAUGGAGCCACCUGACGUCGUUGGAGUAACUGUUCCUCCAGAUAGUCUCGUGAAGAACAAAUACUGCGGUACACCAAGAUCGCGAAAACAGUUUAAUUAUACAAAAUUACAGAAUGAUAUCGGAGCUAGUCCUGUGAAAACGUUGAACGCCUCUGUUCCUAGUGGCAGUCAGGAGGGCAGUUUGAUAGAUCUGUCCCCGGAGGAGAUGGUGAACACGAGUGAGGCGCAAUCGGACACUGCCUGUCGACGAGUCGUUAAUAUCCUUGACGAGCCUAUUGACGAUUUGGAACGGCAACAACAGACGAGUUGGCAGGAUGAGGAUCCUCGAACUUAUGCCAACUUCCCUGGCAACGUCGACCCGUCUUAUUCGGAUCCGUUCGAUACUUCCUCGGUAUUUAUGAAGCAGCCUCAUUCGAGAUAUUACAGUCAUGUUCCCUCCGACGUGAGUAGUAGGUAUUUCAAGACACAAACGUAUGGAAACGUACAAAAUCAGGACGUUGGCGGUAGCAGCCAGGACAGUACAAAUUAUUUCAUACCAGAGUCCGGCUCAGAUGUGAACCAUUAUUCCCUUAAUCUGAGCAAGGAGAGUAGAAAUGCUAGUAUCAAUUUGAACGUGAACGUGGACACGGAGGAAAAUAAUGCAUAUAGUCAGAAUCACUAUAGCGAGAUCGAUAAGCCUAGUCCACCAAUGGCGAAUUGGUCUAAUUGGCCCGAGGAUAUGCAAAGUGAAGCGCAGACAUACGUGAAUGUCUCUAGUCGGAACUUGCAAAGCUCCGACACGCCUCCUCCUCCACCUGUGCCUCCCAACGAGAGUCCUCCAAAACCAAAAUCGAAUCACGACUUGGCCCAAAGUUUGAAUGAGCUAACAAUUAAUUCUUGCAACGUUUCUCCUAAAAAGUUGGACCCUACUUUCCUAGCUGAGCUGGAGAAGCAUUUAGGUGAAAAGGAAGACUACCCACAGUACUUUUACGAUCCGACGGACAACAAUAUGCUUUAUCAAUGGUGGUCGACGCCCCUCUUUGUCAAAAUAAUGUCCGCGCAAAUAAGUAUUACACCACUAGAAGGAAAGGAUAUUUGUAUAGCGAUACUGCCAAUAUUAUUGUAG